Lycium ferocissimum is the source of this 492-nucleotide messenger RNA. RefSeq lists its product as uncharacterized. The record is from RefSeq and is a predicted model, not a curated record. The transcript has a single exon. NCBI's taxonomy places the organism in Eukaryota, Viridiplantae, Streptophyta, Magnoliopsida, Solanales, Solanaceae. Bases 1 to 492 code for a protein of 163 amino acids.
AUGCCCGGAUUUGCUAAGUUUGUGAAAGACCCGCUUAUGAAGAAGAGGUCUUUUCAACAUGAGAUAAUGAAUUUAACUCAUCGUGUGAGUUCGAUUAUUACUUCCACCAUAAUUCAGUCGAAGGGAGAUUUGGGGGCGUUUACCAUUCCGUGUUAUAUUGGGCUUCAUGCCUUCGCCCGUGCUCUGUGUGAUAAUAGGGCGAGUAUCAACUUAAUGCCCCUUGCUAUUUUCAAACAAUCCGGAUUGGGAAUGCCUAGACCGACUUCUAUGCAAUUACAAAUGGCGGAUAGAUCUAUGAAGAAGCCAAUUGGGGUUAUAGAUGAUGUGUUGGUGCAAUUGGGUAAGUUCAUGUUGCCUGUUGAUUUUGUUAUUCUGGAUUGUAAAGUUGAUAAAGAUAUUCGCAUCAUCUUGGGAAGACCCUUCCUUGCUAUGGGCAGAGCACUUAUGGACUCUGAAAAGAAUAAAAUCAAGCUUCGAGUAAAUGAUGAAUAA